UAUACUUGAGACAGGAAGCCAAGGUAUUUGAGAGACAAUGGCUUUCACAAAUGGAAGUGACUCAGCAGUCAACAUCAGUUGCAGUGGUAGAGCAGCGAAAGUGUGUGUGAGAUAAGAAACAGUACAGGAGAGACGCAUCGAUAUGAGACAUCAUUCAAUAGCCAUCAAGAAGAAAAGGCAAGAGGGACAAGUCUGAAGCAAGAUAUUUAUAGGGAAUAAGGACAAUAAGGAAUCAGAGACACUUGAGAAGAGCUAAGGACAAGCACCAAUCAUCCUGAGUGAAAUGCAAAUAUGGGGACAAUGCAGUACACAGCAUGGCAUACACUUCUCUGGCUUCUAACUGCAUUUGUUCUUACAACCCAAGAGUUUGUGAAACUAAGUGUGACUCCCAAGAUUACUGCGGAGCGCGACAAAGAGGUUACCCUAAACUGCAACGUGUCCUCAUCACGGCAUGGACUAUCAAUCAAACACAUGAACUGGUCCAAAAACAACAGAUCUUUAUGUUCCGUGGACAAAGAAGGAAAUAUCACACACCACAAACACACUCUAAGCCACUUCCAUUGCGAGUAUAAACACGGAACGCAAUUAUCCCUCAUCUUUAAGAGAGUACAGCCACUGGAGAGCGGAGAAUACAGGUGCAAACUGCAAUCCAACCAGGGAGCUAAGCAUCAAUAUACAAGAGUGGAGUUACAAGAGUGUUGUGGAAUCGUUGAGGGUGUUUGGACUGUUGACCGUGCCACCUGCACCUUCAAAAAGAUCUACCCAGACGGAGAUGUGCACUGGUUUCACGGCUCCCACAAUCUCUCAGAUGGGUCUGUGAGACAACACACUACUAAACAUGUGGACGAAGGGGGUUGGCUGACUAUCCAUAGCUACCUUGAGCAGAACAGUUCAACUGUGCCCUACAACUGUUCCUUGAAGAGCACCACAUCUGGUAGAUACAUUACAAGCACUUUAGUUCAGAAUCCAGAAUCACAGGCCAGAAGCAUAUCCCAGGAACAUACACAUCAGGGCAGGAAUGGAGUUGGAUCACCGGGACCUGUGUGGACAUUUUUGUGUAUUUCGAUUUUACUUGCUGUCACACUGAAAUAAUGACUAUCUCAAAGGAAUUUCACAUAAUGGAGUUUGAUCAGUGGUGAAGCGAUGAUUAACACUGAUAAGGAACAAUGAGGUACUCAGAAUUGUGUAUAUUUUAAAUUCCAGGGAAACAAUGCUCUCAGUUAAGUGAGUCAUCACGCAUGGUACAAAGGUUAAUUAGUCUUGACUGAAGUGAACAAGGAAAUGAAAGACUGCUGAAAGGCUGAUAAUCAUUAAACUGUUUCAUAUAUGCUGUGAGAAUGAACGCUUUCUGCAAGAAAAAUAAAAUCUGUCCAUCUUGAACAGAAGGCAGACAUCAAAAGAUUGGCUCUUCCGCGAAUUCCCCUCGGACACACAGAAGCCUUUGUGCGAAAUAUCAAAUAACAGGACGCAGGAAAUCUCUGUCAUGCAACGUCUCUGUGUGUUGUUUGUGGAUGGAUGCUGCCCUCUGGUGAACUAUAGUCUGAAAUGUGGCUGUGGCUGGAGGGCAAAAUGGAUGAAUUUAAAAGCGUGGUAUACUUCAACAUACAGAAAUUGACCAGGUUUCACAGGAACUAUUUUUUUAGUAGAGUUCGUUCCACGGUUUACAGUAAGGUCUGUGGUCUAUUGGGGCACUUUUUGUGGAAGAAAAUGCUCUGAGCAGCCUCCCUUCAUUUCCAAGCAUGUCAGUUGUAUUGGGGUGGUUGCAGAAAUCUCUGAGAUUAAUAUCUCAAACCUGGGCAAACCAGACCGAAACUAUCUGCAUGGCUACACACCUGAGAUGAAU
This is a messenger RNA of Etheostoma cragini (Arkansas darter), 1843 nucleotides long. RefSeq lists its product as uncharacterized. The transcript has 5 exons. The record is from RefSeq and is a predicted model, not a curated record. Lineage: Eukaryota; Metazoa; Chordata; Actinopteri; Perciformes; Percidae. Bases 292 to 1092 code for a protein of 266 amino acids.